AUGAGUGCGGAGGAAGGGGGUGGAAAGCGCAACACGCUGUUGGAUGCUGGUGGGAUUGAAGCUCGGUCUAAGAGCACAUGCCGCUUUAUUCUCGUAUCAUUGCUAUUGCUGGAUUUAGAAGCUCCUCCACGAGCCUCAACCACCAAACACCAAACACCAAACACCACCGACCAACUCCACCUCCGCCCUACAACAGACACCACUUCCUCCGUCCUUCACAACCUCAUCCUCAUCCUCCUCGAGGGGCAACGUCGCUACAAUAUUCGGCUGGGCAGUUUCAGUCGCAAGUCGCUCGACGCUAUCGGACACUUUCGACACACCCAAGAACAUCGCAAGGUUCUUGGCAUCUACGCCUCUUCCAACCUUUUGACUUGGCGAAAGGUCCCCAACCGCCGAAUCCUCGCCUGCCCCCAAGCCGCCCAGAUGCACCGCGCAGCCCUCAGAGCGUUCCGGACAACAUCGACGUAUUUCAGCGCCGUCCGUAACCUGUCCCGCGCCCAACGAACAUCUCGCCGAGCUCUCUUCUCCGCUGCCAGUCUCAACGCCAAUCGUCAUCCCGUCGGUAAUGAAACUCUAAGGUCCUCCAUGUACUUUCGUCGUCUGCCAGUCGCGCUCGUCUCCAGCAUCGUCGUCGGAUACGGCGCCUGGUACUCGUAUAACUCGACCAACGGUGUUCCUGGCGGACAGUCUGUCGCCCGCAGCUUCACAUCUUCCCAGGGCACGAGUGAUGCCCUGCCCACCAGGACCGUACUGGUAGUCGGCGCAGACGAGCUGAGGCAGGGCACCAUUGUGGGAGAAGGGCCUAUUCUAAAGCCAACGGCCGACGGCCGCCGAAUCGUCGAAAUGUUGACCUCGGAACAGGCCACCGAAAAGUUGAGGACGCUGGAGCAGUCCUUUUCCGUCAACAGAGGACAAGGCGUAACGAGAUAUGACUUGGUCCAGCUACCUAGUAAUGAUCCCAUCGAGGACGACCAUGCCGAGAAGAUUGUCGAAGUUCCUAGUCGUUCUGCCGGAGCAGACGGAGCAAGCAACGACUGGAUGUUCUGGGGCGUAUUCGACGGGCACUCCGGCUGGACAACAUCAGCAACCCUUCGCGAAAGCCUAAUCAGCUACGUCGCUCGCGAGCUUAAUGAAACCUACAAGUCUGCCAAAAGCAGCCCGCCGACAGACGAAGCCAUUGACACCGCCAUCAAAACCGGCUUCAACCGCCUUGACCACGAAAUCGUCCAUAAGAGCGUCGAAAAAGUAUUCAAAGCCAGCUCCAAAGCUGUCGCCGCCGAGCUCCUCCAACCUGCCCUCUCUGGUUCCUGCGCCCUCCUCUCCUUCUACGACACCCGCAGCAAUCUCCUCCGCAUUGCCUGCACAGGCGACUCUCGCGCCGUCCUCGGCCGCCGCUCAGAAUCAGGCAAAUGGACCGCCACCGCUCUCUCCGAAGACCAAACUGGCGGCAACUCCAACGAAGCAGCUCGCAUGCGCAAAGAACACCCUGGCGAAGAUGGUGUCAUCCGCAACGGUCGUGUCCUAGGCGGCCUCGAACCAACCCGUGCCUUUGGCGACGCCGUCUACAAAUGGUCCCGCGACGUGGCAGGCAAACUCCGCGCCUCAUUCUUCGGCCGCUCUCCCUCUCCGUUGCUCAAGACACCGCCUUACGUUACCGCUGAGCCCAUCGUCACAACCACAAAGGUCAACCCCGAAAAGGGCGACUUUCUCGUCCUCGCAACAGAUGGACUCUGGGAAAUGCUCACAAACGAAGAAGUAGUAGGCCUCGUAGGGCAGUGGAUCGAAAGCCAAGCCUCAUCAUCCACCUCAUCUACUUCACAAUUCGAAGCCGCAUGGUCCAAGAUCUUUGGCUCCCAGAAUAAACCGCUUCCCGUGGAACAAUCCAAGACAGAUGGCACAGAUGGUCAACGCACGCCCAUCCGCGUCCAGCAAUGGGGUCUGAAUCCCGAUGCAAAGGACCGUUUUACCGUCAAGGAUAAGAAUGUCGCUACGCACUUGGUUCGGAAUGCGUUGGGUGGAAAUAACGAUGAGCAAGUGAGGGCGUUGCUUACUCUUCCUUCGCCGUUUUCCAGGAGAUACCGGGAUGACUUGACUGUCCAGGUUAUAUUCUUUGGAAAUGGCGCCAAGACUGGCGAAGUUACGAUAAAUCUGGAUGCUACUGCCGAAACGGCCGAGCCUAAGCCUAAGCUUUAA
Pochonia chlamydosporia 170 is the source of this 2193-nucleotide messenger RNA. Its product is annotated as protein phophatase 2C family protein. Gene Ontology annotation, molecular function: protein serine/threonine phosphatase activity. Bases 1 to 2193 code for a protein of 730 amino acids. The transcript is spliced from 4 exons. Lineage: Eukaryota; Fungi; Ascomycota; Sordariomycetes; Hypocreales; Clavicipitaceae. Gene Ontology annotation, biological process: protein dephosphorylation. The record is from RefSeq and is a predicted model, not a curated record.